AUGGUUGAGAAGAGAGAUGUAAGACAGCAGAAUGUACAUUUUCCAAAGAACAGGACAAUGGAGGCAAGUAAAUCCAUUCGGUGCGGAAAGUACUUCAGAAAUAGAUCACAGGUCUGGAUGCACCAAAGAAUACACAGAGGCAAGAAAUCCUUCAACUCCUUAGUGAGGGGGCAUCUUAAAAGAAGUCUGAGAACUCACGAAGGAAAGAAACCUUCCAAAUCUUUAUUGUGUAGUAACAGAUUCAGUAAGACUGGCAAUCUUCAGCAGCACCAAAGAACCCACAUGAGGGAGAAACCUUUUGAACGCUCAGAGUGUGGAGAGAGAUUCAGUCAAAGUGGCAGUCUUCAGCGUCAUCAAAGAACCCACACAGGGGAGAAACCUUUUGAAUGCUCGGAGUAUGGAAAGAGAUUCAGUGAGAGGAGGACUCUUGAACAGCAUCAAAGAACCCACAUGAGGGAGAAACCUUUUGAAUGCUCAGAGUGUGGAAAGAGAUUCACUCGGAGUGGCAGUCUUCAAAGUCAUCAGAGAACCCACACAGGGGAGAAACCUUUUGAAUGCUCAGAGUGUGGAAAGAGAUUCAGUGAGAGUGGCCAUCUUCAAUGUCAUCAGAGAACCCACACAGGGGAGAAACCUUUUGAAUGCUCAGAGUGUGGAAAGAGAUUCAGUCGGAGUGGCACUCUUCACCGUCAUCAGAGAACCCACACAGGGGAGAAACCUUUUGAAUGCUCAGAGUGUGGAAAGAGAUUCAGUCGGAGUAGCACUCUUCAACAGCACCAAAGAACCCACACAGGGGAGAUACCUUUUGAAUGCUCAGAGUGUGGAAAGAGAUUCAGUAAGACUGGCAAUCUUCAGCUGCACCAAAGAACACACACAGGGGAGAAACCUUUUGAAUGCUCAGAGUGCGGAAAGAGAUUUGGUCACAGUGGCAAUCUUCAGCUGCACCAAAGAACACACACAGGGGAGAGACCUUUUGAAUGCUCGGAUUGUGGAAAGAGAUUCAGUGAGAGGAGGACUCUUGAACAGCAUCAAAGAACCCACAUGAGGGAGAAACCUUUUGAAUGCUCAGAGUGUGGAAAGAGAUUCACUCGGAGUGGCAGUCUUCAAAGUCAUCAGAGAACCCACACAGGGGAGAAACCUUUUGAAUGCUCAGAGUGUGGAAAGAGAUUCAGUGAGAGUGGCCAUCUUCAACGUCAUCAGAGAACCCACACAGGGGAGAAACCUUUUGAAUGCUCAGAGUGUGGAAAGAGAUUCAGUCGGAGUGGCACUCUUCACCGUCAUCAGAGAACCCACACAGGGGAGAAACCUUUUGAAUGCUCAGAGUGUGGAAAGAGAUUCAGUCGGAGUAGCACUCUUCAACAGCACCAAAGAACCCACACAGGGGAGAUACCUUUUGAAUGCUCAGAGUGUGGAAAGAGAUUCAGUAAGACUGGCAGUCUUCAGCUGCACCGAAGAACACACACAGGGGAGAAACCUUUUGAAUGCUCAGAGUGUGGAAAGAGAUUCAGUAAGACUGGCAAUCUUCAGCUGCACCAAAGAACACACACAGGGGAGAGACCUUUUGAAUGCUCAGAGUGCGGAAAGAGAUUCAGUAAGACUGGCAAUCUUCAACAGCACCAAAGAAUCCACACAGGGGAGAAACCUUUUGAAUGCUCAGAGUGUGGAAAGAGCUUCAGUUGGAGUGGCACUCUUCACCGUCAUCAGAGAACCCACACAGGGGAGACACCUUUUGAAUGCUCAGAGUGCGGAAAGAGAUUCAGUGAGAGAAGUACUCUUCAAAAACAUCAUAGAACCCACACAGGGGAGAAACCUUUUGAAUGCUCAGAGUGUGGAAAGAGAUUCGGUUACAGCAGCAGUCUUCAGCUGCACCAAAGAACCCACACAGGGGAGAAACCUUUUGAAUGUUCAGAGUGUGGAAAGAGAUUCAGUACAAACGGCCUACUUCAACGACACCGAAGAACCCACAGAGGGGAGAAACCUUUUUAA
This is a messenger RNA of Heteronotia binoei (common prickly gecko), 1983 nucleotides long. RefSeq names its product oocyte zinc finger protein XlCOF6-like. The transcript has a single exon. Bases 1 to 1983 code for a protein of 660 amino acids. Gene Ontology annotation, molecular function: DNA-binding transcription factor activity, RNA polymerase II-specific; RNA polymerase II cis-regulatory region sequence-specific DNA binding. Gene Ontology annotation, biological process: regulation of DNA-templated transcription. NCBI's taxonomy places the organism in Eukaryota, Metazoa, Chordata, Lepidosauria, Squamata, Gekkonidae. The record is from RefSeq and is a predicted model, not a curated record.